Molecule: messenger RNA, 927 nt
Organism: Capronia coronata CBS 617.96
Lineage: Eukaryota; Fungi; Ascomycota; Eurotiomycetes; Chaetothyriales; Herpotrichiellaceae
Exons: 5
Coding region: 1-927 (308 amino acids)
Source: RefSeq, a predicted model, not a curated record
AUGUCACGACAUCCAGCGCUGACUGAACUCUACAGGGGAGAAAACCCCAUCGUGGAUAUCGUCGCAGUACAUGGACUGAACGGCGACGCUCUCAUGUCUUGGACGACCUCAAAGACGGGGCGGUGUUGGCUACGAGAACCUGACAUGUUACCAUCCAACCUGCCCCAAGCCCGUGUUCUGACGUACAGCUAUAAUGCCUCCGUGACUGAGCUCUUCGGCAGAACCUCGUCCGAUCGCAUCUUGGAGCAUGCCCAUACUCUCGUCGCAGAGCUGAUCGCCGAUCGUCAGUUGGAAAAUGCUAGCCGGCGCCCACUGAUUUUCGUCUGCCACUCAUUGGGCGGAAUCAUUGUGAAGCGAGCCAUCAUCCUCUCACAGAGUCGGACAGCAAAGUCCAUUCAGAAUAUGCAUUCCAUCUACGUUUCCACUUUCGGCCUGUUGUUUCUGGGAACCCCACACGAUGGAAGCACCAAAGCCGGUAUCGCUUCUUCCACCCGCCGGAUCGUGGACGUGAUGGUUCCUUCUAAGCUCUGUGACACCGAUGGCCAACUUCUAGAAGCCCUGAAGCCCGGCUCUGAGGCAUUGAAAAACAUCACCGACUUGUUUGUACCCCUGAUGAAGAAGUUCCGCAUUUACUUCUUCUGGGAGCAGGAGAAGACAGAUCUGCAUGUCACGAAUGAUUAUAUUGUCACCGAGUCUUCCGCUGCUCCCAUUCUUGACGGUACGGAGCGCUGUGGACUACCGUAUGAUCAUCGCAAUCUGUGCAGAUUCGAAUCCCGAACAUCCCCCGGAUAUCGAGUCGUCGUUGCGGCCCUGAUGCGCUAUUCCGAAGAAGCGUCAUAUGUUGUCGCGCAGAGAUGGAUCCACACAGACUCGUUGUUGAGGUCGAUGCGGACAAAUGAGGCUGCUGAAUUGUUUAUAGGUACUUAG